Messenger RNA from Cuscuta campestris, 3270 nucleotides. The record is from the annotation of a GenBank genome assembly. NCBI's taxonomy places the organism in Eukaryota, Viridiplantae, Streptophyta, Magnoliopsida, Solanales, Convolvulaceae.
CAGUAAAAAGAGAGUAGUGACAUUGAUCAGAGGGAGCGUAUGGGAGAAGCUAACCUGCUUUUCUCGAGGUAUACGCCAUACUUCUUCCGAAUUGCGUUUCUUCCAUCAAUUCAUCUUCUCCUUUAAAUUUCUUCCCCUUCGCUUAUCUUCUGAAGAAAUCAAGUGUCUCAUAAGCUUAUCAGAGCUAUCUCCUUCCAUUAUUCAUUCUCAUCUCCUCCAAUUUGUUCAUUCAAUAAAAUAAAUUGGAAAUUCCGCCUAGGGUUUCUAUACGUCCGCUGAACCAGGGGGCGACGACACAACCACAAGCUGUGACCAUGGAUUCCGGCAGGUCUGGAUUUUAAACAGCGGUGGCUCAUAUCUGCGAUGGUACCGCAAGCACCGAUGACGAAUGUGGGUCCUACUUCUUUGUAAGUCUAUAUGAAGCUCCUGAGCAACAAUUUGUUGGUUCCAACUUCUGUACAAUAAUUGGUUUUAAGAUGUAAUCUUUGGGUACUGCAACAGAAUAAAAGGUCUUGGCAAAUUAGGAAGUGGUUUUCUUGAAUUUUUCCUCUUUUUUGUUGUUUUUUGCUGUAAUUUGAUUGUUAUUCACACUUCAUAAAAAAGAGGUUGAACUAAACUUGAAGGGGGACAUAUUUAACUUUAUUUUUUGUAUGAUGUUAUUCCUUUAUCUUGGCAGCAAAGGGAAAAUCUACAUUUUGCAGUGAGGACAAACUAGAUUCCUUACCUACAAAUAUGUAUUUUAUUGGCCUCCAGCUGUGUGCUAAAUUUUGUUGCUCAGUUGUUCUUUUGAAAAGUAAAAUGUUAAUUAUUGAAAUUGAGCAAGGCCACAAGAAAUCGAGAUGAAGAAUUAGAAGAAGAACAAGGUGAUAAAGACCAUCCACUCCCUAUGGCAUUUAAAGGAAAAGGGUCAAAUGUAAUAUUUUCAAUUUUUUUAAAAAAGACUUGCGUCCUUAUUAGCUCAGUUUUAUUCAUUUAUAACUGAUUCAAAGAAUAAGGGUUAAAUGGUAAUAAAUUUAUUCUUAAAAACGAUACUUUUUAAGUAUAUAGUUUUUAUUUGAAUUUAUUGUUCAUAGAUUUUGUGUAUAAUUUGUUGCAGUAAGAGGUUGAAGUGGAGGAUAUAUUUGAUUAUUGGGCAGUUGGAUAUUUGCAGUGGCAAAGCAAAGAAUUCUAUUGCGCUAUUUUUAGUAAAAUGGAGGUGAUAAUUUACACAACACACUUCACCCUCUUUCUAAUAUAUAGACACCUAUAUUUCUGUAAUUCUUCAGGUGUUUUACCCACUUUAGCAUCUUGAGUUCACAGUCAUGCUUUUUGAUUGCUUGGAAGCUUACUUUUUACUGUGAAAAUAUCUUUUUUACUUCAUCUUUCUAGAUUUAACUCAAUGAACGUUUGUGGGAUAUGGUUGGAGAUUCCCACUGGCCUAUCCUCUCUUCCAUGGCUACGCCCAACCGGGAGUCGAAAACCAUGGACCUGAUUGAGUGUCGAUGGCACGAGCUGGUCGGGGAGAUGCCCAUGAAGGUCUGCUACCCUGGGAUUAAAGGGCACGAGUGGCGCAUUCUGACUAGGUGUGACCCAAAGAACACCAGGUGGACCUGCCACAAUGGUGGAUCUUGGCCGGGAGAAAACUUUAGCUGGUGACUGCAGCUUGCAUCAAGACAGGGAGUCCUCAGGUGGCGAGACGGGCAGAUGAGCAGGCAGAGGCAAAGCUGCCGAAAUACGGGUGGCUGGAAUACUACGACGGGAAGUGGGGGAGGUUCGUGGGGAAGCAGGCGCGCAAACACCAGAUAUUGAUCCAUUGCAGGAUACCUGGUGGCAAAGAUGAUGCUAGAAGACCCCACACAUUUGGGGAUGGUGGCCAUGGAAGAAGAAAAGCAGUCCAAACCAGGUAUUCAUCAGAUCCUAUCCUCUUCCUUCUGAUGAAUUUAGCUUUUGCGCAAGCACCAGAUAUUUAUUUAAGUGCUUUAUUUGAAGUUUGAAUGAAACUAUUAAGACAUUAAUAGUUCUAUAAUAUAUUUGGAUGUCAAUUGAGAGUUUUCAGUUUUUAAAUGCAUUUUCUUAAGAAAUAUUUGCACUAAAUAGCACUAAAACUUAAGUCAUUUCUCUAAAUAGCACUUAAAUUAUUUUAUUCCUUAAAUAGCAUUUCAUAAUGACCAUAAUGUCCAGUGAUGGCGAAUAUUUACUUGAAUAAUGACUAAUGGAAAAUGACUAAAAGUGCUACAUUGGAAAAAAACACAUGUGAUGCUAUUUAGAGAAAAUCAUUUUGUUUUAGUGUUAUUUACGUAAAUUCCCCUUUUCUUAAUUACAUAUGCAUCUUUAUCUAUGAUUUUUUCUCAAUAUGGCAUUUAAAAAAAAAAACCCAUGAAGGUAUGCUCUAUAUUUGCCAACUAUUUUGAUAUAUCAAGACCCAUUAUGAUGACAUUUUGUUUCUACAUUCUGUCACUAUUUUGAUACAUCAACACCCAUAAGAAUGUAUUGGGAUUUCAGUAUUUUUUUAGGUUUGAGUUUGGUCAUUAAUGAGUUCUUAAUCAAACUACUUCAACAAUUUUGACCAUAUCAUCCUACUAAAAAAAGCUCCAUUUUUCUUCCAAGGAAUGAAUCCAUCUACAUAAAGGUUUUGGAAUUUUCAGUGAUGUUUCAGAGAAACAAGUCCUUAACAAAGGAGGAAGUGAUGGGUAUUGGAGAUUAUAGAAGAAGAAGAAGCAUGAGGACGAGUAGAAAGAGCAGUGCCCAAGAUCAAGUUCAGCUGGUAGUGCCCAGAUGAAGGACAUUCUUCUUGACACAAGAACAGUCAGUGAAACCAUUUCUUUGGAGAAACUGAUCCACACACAUUCUGGUGGUUUGAGAUUAACUCUCCUAUACACUUUGGACUAUAUUUACUGUCAUUCUUAUGGAUACUUUUGUGUGUGUGUAGGUGGGUAAGUAGCAAUUGGGCAGAUCUAAACGAACCACCACCGGAGGAGGGAGAUUACAAGUACAUUUUGCAGUUUCGUGUGGCAAACAAGGCAGCCAAAGACGACUCAAAUCGCCACAAUUAUCAUGCCAGGAUCAGCCAACCAUGAAACCACACCACCGCCACGGUGCCACCACCUUCUUUUGUUUUUGUNCAUGCAAAGCAUGUAUUUUAAAAUCACAGAGUACUAAAGGGCUAUCUUUCAGGUUGAAAUUAAGAAACACUAACCUGAAGUUUUCCCAAGAGAGAAGAUAUCCAUCCCUGUGAUAAUGUCAUUUUCAGAGUUCCAAACAGAGUCUAUGAUGACAGAGCAAUCUUGGUUU